This is a messenger RNA of Eruca vesicaria subsp. sativa (arugula), 892 nucleotides long. The record is from the annotation of a GenBank genome assembly. NCBI's taxonomy places the organism in Eukaryota, Viridiplantae, Streptophyta, Magnoliopsida, Brassicales, Brassicaceae.
AUGGCCAAAUCAUCAAACCUCCUUCUCAGUCUCUCCCUUUUCAUCUUUCUCAUCACCAAACCCGCCUUGGCUCAGACAUGUUCCAACUACAACUUCUCCACCAACACUCUCUUUAACUCUUGUAACGACCUCCCUGUUCUUGACUCCUUCCUCCACUACACUUACGAUUCUUCUUCAGGCAAUCUCCAAAUCGCCUACCGCCACACAAACCUCACCUCCAAGAAAUGGGUUGCAUGGGCCGUGAACCCCACUUCCACUGGCAUGGUUGGAGCUCAAACCAUUGUGGCUUAUCCACAACCAGACGGCAGCGUCAGGGUUUACACUUCACCCAUCACCACCUACCAGACGAGUCUCAAAGAAAGUGAACUAAGUUUCAACGUCUCUGAGUUGUCUGCUACUUAUCAAAACAACGAGAUGAUCAUCUUUGCAACUCUGAGACUUCCUCUUGGGAAUGGUGGAAACAUUAAUACUCUAUGGCAAGAUGGGUCUCUCUCCGGGACCAAUCUUAUGCCUCAUCUAAUGUCUGGAAACAAUAUCCGCUCUGUUUCCACUCUGAGUCUCCUCUCCGGUCCAUCUAGAGGAGGAUCAGGAGGAGACUCCAAGGUUAAAAAACGCUACGUUGGGCUACAGGUCUCAAGCUCGGAGAAGAAUCAGCCGGGAUUCAGUUUAGCACUCACCGUAGUAUCAGUAUCGCUCUCUUCUGUCUUGCAACAGUUCAGGUCUUUGCUCUAUUUUUAAGACCCCAACAAGAGUACAAGUACAGAGAGUCUACUGAAACAUAUCUACCACCACACACAGUGAUCAUCCACAGUGGUAAACGUUUUCAAAAGGUUAGACAUCUUGAGCCCUGAGAAGCAGUGAAGAAACGCUUUCACCGCUAUAAUUAUAACGC